GAAGUCAUCUUGUCUCAUCAAGAUGCUCCUUUUAAGCCGGCAUUUUUAAGAGGGAGGUCCCUGCGAAGCAUAUACAAACACACAGCCAAGCAUCCACACUCACCCCACACGCUGCACUAGUAGCCAGCAGAGAACUGACCUAUUCCUUCACACAGAACAGGAAGUUGAAGUGACCUGACAUCAAGAUGGCAGCAAAGGGAGUUGGCAUGGCUAACAAAGGUCCAGCCUACGGCUUGAGUCGGCAGGUUCAGGAUAAGAUCGAUAGCAAGUAUGAUCCUGAGUUGGAGCAGAUCUUGGUGGAGUGGAUCAACCGUCAGUGUGGCUCCGGUGUGGGAAAGCCAGAACCAGGCAAACUGGGAUUCCAGGCCUGGCUGAAAGACGGACGUAUUCUGAGCGAACUGAUUAACAGUCUGUUUUCUGGAGACAAACCCGUAAAGAAGGUCGCCAGCCCAUCCAUGGCCUUCAAACAGAUGGAGCAGAUCUCCCAAUUUCUUAGCGCUGCCGAGAAGUAUGGGGUCACCAAGACUGACAUGUUCCAGACUGUGGACCUUUGGGAAGGUAAGGACCUGGCAGCGGUGCAGAGGACCCUGUCAGCUCUGGGCAGCUUGGCUGUCACAAAGGACGAAGGCACAUACAAUGGAGACCCUAACUGGUUCUUCAAGAAAUCACAGGAGAACAAGCGUGAGUUCAGCGACGACCAGCUGAAGGCGGGUAAAAAUGUGAUUGGCCUACAGAUGGGGUCCAAUAAGGGAGCCAGUCAGGAGGGCAUGAGCUAUGGAAGAGCCCGACAGAUCCUGUAAAAUCAGUCCCUUACACCUUCUUAGAGCCUGUAAGCAUCUAACCGGUCCACUGCAACCCCCCUUUCAUCAUAAAACCUUUUCUGCUUCAGAGUUUAGUUACUUUCCAACAAGUAGCCCCUAUUUCCUUGGACUAAACCUUUUAUGUAGAUGCUUCCACUGGUGACUAUCGCAGAGCUCACCAUGCUUAAUCCUUUCUACUGCAGUUAGGACCAGUACAACUGAAUGUUUGUAGUCUUAAGUGGAAACAGUAACCAUGAAAAUGACCAUAUGCCAAAGUCAAGCUGUUCCUUCCUUCUACAAGAUUUAAGAAACGGCAGUUAUUACAAAUAACUGACCAAUAUGCAUCUACCAUUUUCCACAAUGCUACACCUGCUGUAUCAGCGCCAAUAUUUUUGUACAUUGUCUUAUUAAAUAAUGACUUU
Molecule: messenger RNA, 1222 nt
Organism: Larimichthys crocea (large yellow croaker)
Lineage: Eukaryota; Metazoa; Chordata; Actinopteri; Sciaenidae
Gene: tagln
Product: transgelin
Exons: 6
Coding region: 186-800 (204 amino acids)
Biological process (GO): actin filament organization
Cellular component (GO): actin cytoskeleton
Molecular function (GO): actin filament binding
Source: RefSeq, a predicted model, not a curated record